This is a messenger RNA of Neospora caninum, 909 nucleotides long. Its product is annotated as putative cysteine protease domain containing protein. The transcript has 4 exons. Bases 1 to 909 code for a protein of 302 amino acids. NCBI's taxonomy places the organism in Eukaryota, Apicomplexa, Conoidasida, Eucoccidiorida, Sarcocystidae. The record is from RefSeq and is a predicted model, not a curated record. Gene Ontology annotation, molecular function: cysteine-type deubiquitinase activity. Gene Ontology annotation, biological process: protein deubiquitination.
AUGAGAUCUCUCGUCGCGAUCCUUACGUUUCUUUUCGUCCAAAGGUGUGCAGCCCUGCAGCCUCAUCUUCCAUCUCAGAGUUUGCGACUACUCGUCGGGAACGCUCUUAUGCCACAGAUGAGCCACCCCUGCACGUCUCGUGAAUACGUUGCUGAUGCCGUCUUGAGGAGGCUUUCCCGGGGCAGCAGAGAUGACCUCAUUUCGGACGAAUCUGUAAACAACCUUCUUCCGGGAUGCCUAGAAGUUAGGGACAUGCCCUACCGCAUGCAUGCUAGGGAGGUGCCCGGCGACGGCGCCUGCCUUUUCGCGUCAGUGGCUGCAUGCUUAUGGUGGAGUGCCUUUGAGACGCAUGCAGAUCUUAAUGAUCCUGCGUUCCUGGACAUGAUCGGCUCUCUUCGGCAGCUAGCAGUUGACACGCUACAGGAUACAAAUGUUUCAACCCUCGUACUAGAAGGCGACGAGGUGCUGCCGCGUAGCAGCCUGGUCAAUCUGGCUGCGGCGGACUACAAUACAACUCCCGCGGCGUAUUGCGAAAGGAUGCGCCUGCCGAACACGUGGGGCGGAGGUCCGGAGAUCGUUGCUCUGAGCCACGCACUCCGACGUGUUAUUGUCGUCUACGAGGUACACGACCCGAGUCUGCGGAGCGGAAACUCCCAAGGUAGUUCGGCUCACUGCAUGCACCCCGUUUGCCUUGGCCAACUUUCGUCAAGUGAUGGAACUGCUCAAAAUGCACCUAACCAGACUGCACUAAAGGUGAUUGCAUGUCUUGGCUUCCCCCAAAACGUUGCGGAGGAACCUCUUCACAUCUUGUUCACCAGCUCUGCGGCCUGUUCAACUGGCUUACGGCCGCAUGCUGGGCAGACAGCGGAUCAUUUCCUGCCCUUGUUUCCUGCUGUGUCACGGAAAUAG